CGCACUGGGCGAUGGUCAUGUGAUCGAUCCCGUGCUAAAGAUGGCGCUGGAGGCGUUGUCCCCCGAUUGGAGGUUGGAUGCUCUGGAUGAUGGCUCUCAGAGAAUCCACGUUGAGGUGCAAUUGAAGAGUUAUGGGAAAUUUCUUGAGGAGUACACGCAUCAGCUGAAAGGCAUUGAAGAUGCAUUGGAUGACUCUAUUGGGGACGUCUGGGAUUUUACACUUGACCCCAUAGCACUUAAGCUUCUGCCGUAUGAACAAUCCUCACUACUGGAACUUAUUAAGACUGAAAACAAAGUGCUGAAUAAAGUAAUAACAGUUUAUGCUGCUCUUUGCUGUGAAGUAAAAAAAUUGAAAUACGAGGCUGAAACAAAAUUUUAUAAUGGCCUUCUGUUUUAUGGAGAAGGAGUCACAGAUUCAAGUAUGGCUGAAGGGGAGUCGCAGGUCCAGAUGGGCAGAUUUAUUUCUUUCUUGCAGGAGUUGUCCUGUUUUACUACAAGGUGUUAUGAGGUGAUAAUGAAUAUUGUUCAACAGCUGGCUUCACUCUACACCAGCAGUAAGGCUGCUCCAAAAAUCAUAGAAACAACAGGGGUUCACUUCCAGACUGUGUAUGAACACCUAGGGGAAUUGCUGACUGUCCUCCUCACUUUGGAUGAAAUAAUUGAGAAUCACGUCACUCUGAAGGACCACUGGAUCACAUACAAAAGGUUACUGAAAUCAGUCUAUCACAAUCCAUCGAAAUUUGGAAUGGCUGAGGAAAAACUGAAACCAUUUGAAAAGUUACUGUUAAAACUGGAGCAGCAGUUGCUAAGUAGGAGGAUUUUUCAGGCCUGUGUUGAACAACAGUUUGACAAAAUAAAUGAACCAACCUCUGUCUCAAAAAAUAGCACAUUUGCAGAAGAGUUUGCCCACAAUAUUCGCACUAUUUUCAGCAAUGUGGAAUCAAAGCUCGGAGAGCCUUCAGAGAUUGAUCAGCGGGAAAAAUAUACUAGCAUUUGUGCACUGUUUGUGUUACACUUCCAGAUUUUCCGGACAUUAGAUAAAAAAUUGUACAAAUCAUUGCUAGAUGUUUGCAAAAAGGUACCUGCCAUCACACUUGCAGCCAAUAUUAUCUGGUAUGCUGACCAGUUCUUGAUGGAUAAAAUGGCAUCAGCGGCAAAGGGUACUGAGAAAAAAAAUCUGCAAUCUAUUAAAGUCCAGAGAGAAACCUUCCUACAGCAGAAGACCCAGACUCUGUCCAAAGAUGUGCAGUCAUAUUACUUGUUUAUAAGUUCAUGGAUGAUGAAAAUGGAAUCCAUCCUGUCCAAAGUGCAGAACGCGGACAACUUUGCAGAAGAUCUGUCCAGCAGAUGUAACAUUUUUAUACAGGGUAUUCUGUAUGCAAACAGUCUCAGUAACAUUGUCCGAACAACAAUGAACUUGCACAUGUCAAUGCAGAAACCCUUAACCAAAACGUCAGUGAAAGCACUGUGCAGACUUGUGGAACUUCUAAAGGCAAUUGAGCAUACUGUGCACAGGAGGACCAUGGUUAUAGCUGAUUCUGUCUGUCACAUUGCUCAGUAUCUUCAGCAUCAGGCCCUCAAUUCUAUAGCUGUUGCAAAGAAAAGAGUGAUAUCUGACAAGAAGUACAGUGAGCGACGUCUGGAUGUGCUGUCGGCCCUUGUUUUGGCUGAAAAUGCUCUCAAUGGACCCAGUACUAAAGAGCGUAGACUUGUCGUCGCCCUAUCAUUGAGUGUAGGUACUCAAAUGAAAACGUUCCGUGAUGAGGAGCUGCUGGUCUUGCACGUGGUGCUGAAGAAAUUGGACUUGAUCAGUGAGCUGAGGGAACGGAUUCAACUUUUGUGCAAUUGCAACUUCCUGUACUGGCAUCGUGCCAUAUUCCCCAUCUACUUGGAUGAUAUUUAUGACAGCGCUGUCGAUUCUGCAAGAAUACACUACAUGUUCAGUGCUUUGCGAGAUUGUGUCCCACCCAUGAUGUAUGCCAGACAUCUGGAAUCCACACACAUGUUGCUGGAGUGUUUUGAUAAAGAAAUCAUGGAUGUGCUGAAUGAGCACCUUUUGGAUAAGCUGUGUAAGGAGAUUGAAAAAGACUUGAGACUCUCUGUGCACACUCAUUUAAAAUUAGAUGAUCGAAAUCCAUACAGAGUUGGCAUCAAGGAUUUGACAGAUUUCUUUUCAAUCAAACCAAUACGUUUCUUGAACCGAUUCAUUGAUGUCAAAGCAUAUGUGACUCACUAUCUGGACAAGACCUUUUAUAACCUGACCACAGUGGCUCUCCAUGACUGGGCCACCUAUAGUGAAAUGAGAAACUUAGCAACACAGCGUUACAGUCUCUCGAUGACUGAAGCACACCUUCCAAGCCAGACCUUGGAACAGGGAUUAGAUGUUCUGGAGAUCAUGCGAAAUAUCCACAUAUUUGUUUCAAAGUAUCUGUACAAUCUCAACAACCAGAUCUUCAUUGAGCGUACAAGCCACAAUAAACAUCUGAAUACAAUCAACAUUAGGCAUGUUGCAAACUCAAUCCGUACACAUGGAACAGGCAUCAUGAACACCACUGUCAAUUUCACCUACCAGUUUCUGCGGAAGAAAUUUUAUAUCUUCAGUCAGUUCAUGUACGAUGAACACAUCAAGUCUCGUCUAAUCAAAGACAUUCGAUUCUUUAAAGAGACCAAGGACGAAAAUGAUCAGAAGUACCCUUUUGAUCGUGCAGACAAAUUCAAUCGAGGCAUUCGGAAACUUGGCCUGACUCCAGAGGGACAGAGCUACCUCGAUCAGUUCAGGCAGCUUAUCAGCCAGAUAGGGAAUGCAAUGGGCUAUGUUCGGAUGAUACGAUCUGGUGGACUGCAUUGCUGCAGUAAUGCUAUAAGGUUUGUUCCAGAUUUGGAGGAUAUUGUGAACUUUGAAGAGCUUGUGAAAGAAGAGAAACUCUCUGAGGAAACUCAAACAGCUGCCAGACAGCUGGACUCUGUCCUCACGGAUCUCACCCGGAACUCUGCCGAAGGCACUGAAUACUUCAAGAUGCUGGUAGAUGUGUUUUCUCCUGAAUUUCGUAGCUCUAAAAAUAUGCAUCUGCGUAACUUCUACAUCAUCGUGCCGCCAUUGACAUUGAAUUUUGUCGAUCACUCAAUAAGCUGCAAGGAGAAGUUGAACAAGAAAAAUAAAUCUGGAGCUGCUUUCACAGAUGAUGGGUUUGCAAUGGGAGUUGCUUACAUCCUUAAACUGCUGGAUCAGUACCAGGAGUUCGACUCAUUACACUGGUUUCAGUCCGUGAGAGAGAAAUAUAUCAAAGAGAAGAAUGCAGUUGUUAAACAGCAAAACUUCCAGUCAACCAAUCAGGACGAAAAGCUGCUGCAAACGAUGAAUCUAACCCAGAAACGGCUAGACAUCUAUUUACAGGAGUUUGAGCUACUGUAUUUCUCACUGAGCAGCGCCAGAAUUUUCUUCCGAGGUGAUCAGACAGCUGCUGAGGAAAGUCAGGAGCAAAAGGACAAGGAAGAUGAAAAUGCCAAAUUGGGCAACGAUAAUGUGAGCGAUUUGCCUUCGGAGUCCCGUGCAAAAUGAAGUGGGGCACCAUGUACAAAGUGGAAACUGUGCUCUAGCACCCCCAUGACCUGGCUGGAGCUUGACCAAGGAAACUGCCCGAUUGUCCUCCCCUCUGCAGGAUAACUGUGUUUUAUAUAAGUACAGGACACUCCAUGGUUAUGUGAGGGUUCCGAUCCCUGAACCUUUGGUAACCUGAAGUUUCAGUAAGUCAGAAAGAGUGUUAGCUGAGAUUGCAAAACUUUCACUGAUAGGUGAAGUAGGUACAAAUUGGAACAAUCUUAGUUAAUUUGUGGGCUUAAUUAGAUAGAACAGCUAGAAUGAACUAAUUAGUACAGAUCUGAACUGGAUUUCAAAUAUUCUGGACCACAGGAUGCUGGACUGGAGAGUUUCAACCUGUCAAUAUACAAUGUACAUCCCAUUUUAUUCUGCCCUCAUGGCAGUGAUUAACCUGUCGAUAUACUGGCCCUUCAAUGCACAUCCCAUUUUAUUCUGCCCUCAUUCUCCUCAACUACAUGGCAGUGAUUAACCUGUCAAUUAGUACAGCUUUAGGCAGUGGGAGGAAAUCGGAGCAUCAUGUAGUUAAAGGAGGAAUGUAUGAACUCCACACAGUGGUUGCAAAUGAAGUUGUGGGCUGUUGCAGUAAUCUGGAUUGACUCUGCACUCCAGAGAACACAGCCAUUCUCUGACAGAGGGAUGAGCCGCAUCACCCAAGUAUUUCCUGUGACUGUGUGGGUUUCCUCGGGAUGCUCCGCUUUCUCAGUCCAAAGAUUUACUGGUUAAUCUGUCAUUGUAAAUUAUGUAGUGAUUAGGGUUCAACCUGUUCUGCACUGUAUCUCUAGCUGGUGGGCUGUGGUACUCACUGGAUAGCAAUGAUAGGCCAGAGGCCGUUUCAGUACUGAACUGGGUUGCUCAAUUCCAGAGCACCAAUGGAAAUAAAGGGUUGUGUUUGGUCAAGUGUAUUUUCACUUGUACUUUAGAUUGGAUGUUACUGUGUCCUUGAACUUGAUCCCUAAGUAAACAUGAUACUGUUGGAGUACAGUAAAUAGUUCUGGUUUAUUUCAUUAGACCACCGUGUGGAUUAAUAACUUUGUGCCACUGAAAAUACUGAUGUCAAGAGUAAUAACUUGAUGCCACUAUUUAAUUACAGACUGCAUUUAAUAUUUAUUGUCCUCAAAAAGCAAAACAACCAGAAUGUCAAACAUUGGUCAGAUUACAUUAGCAGCAACUUGAGGAUUCCUUGGGUCGAUUUCAUUGGAGUAAAACCACACAUCACUAUCAGUUUACAGCUGUAAUAUGAUGUCACAUCUGAAGACAGCUCCAGUGUUCAUCAAAAGCCCAGCCCAGAGGAACCGAUGACAGCUGCUUGAGAAAGGUCCACCACUGCCUGCACAAUAUUACCCGGCUCUCCACGUGGCAAGGGGUUUCUGCACCCACCUCCCUCCAUGUUCUGGGUGAAAGAAUCCUUCAUCUCACUACCAGCCAUGGCAGAUUGUAUGUGCAGCUGCAGAAUAUCUUGUGUUUAUGGCAGUAAAUCUACCUGGGGCUUUCUAUUUACUCUCCAGGCUGCCCACAGUUCUGUACUCCUCACUUGUCCCUCAUCAUUGGCUUCAAAGGGAAUAGUGUUUAAAUUGACAAAGCUAAAUUUAUAACAUACUUAAAGCAAAUGAUGGUGGGUUUUAAUGUCAGUUGGAGGUUAAGUUUGCACAGUGUCUCUCUUCUGGGUACGUGAACCAGUUUGAAUGAGUAAAAAUCAAGGGGUUUUUUUUGUAAUUCAUUUUGGAGAUGCUGCUGGCAAGGCCAGCCAGGAUUUACCUGAAGAUAGCAGUGUGUUUGUUGCAGUCAUUCUUGUGGCACUUCUCCCCAGUGUUGUGAGGCCUCUGGGAUUUGGACCAGCAACAAUAAGAACAUGCAGCCUGGGGGGAACUGAAGAGGCUGUGGGAAUUUGUCACUUGUGUGGAAGGACUGAUUGUGUGCUUGUCCUUUGAAAGUAAGGUUCUGACACUAUGGAGAGUGUGUACAUCCGGGACAGUUUUGUUCAUCCUAUAGUUCCAUUAAAGAGGCUACCUAUAUACAAGCAACCUACUCCUUGCCUGUUAUGUUUGGAAGGAAUGAGGCACCAAGUGGUGUAAGGAAAGCACUGCAUGCAGCAAAUGGCAGUGGGACAUUAGGACUGAGCAAAUCUGUAACUUUCCACCAGUCAACGUAGCACAUUCUCAUCUGUCCGCUUUUUGAUUAUCUGCCUUCAAAACAUUCAGAAGGGCUGUUCCCAACUCCCACUUAAACUAAUCAUUAGAAAACUAGCUGUAGUCAAAAAAAAACCCCAUCUGCUGACAACCCAAUUUUUAUUAAACUCCUGGUUUUAGAUAUUCCCACAAGCAGAAAUAUUGUCACCGCAUCCACCUUAAAACCCUCAGAAUUUUAAUUCUCCUCACCUUUCUUGAGUGCAGCAUUACAAAUCCAGCCCACCCAAACUUUCCUUCCAAUGAUACCUGAUGAACCAUUUUAGUGUCAUAAAGACCAGUAAUAUACAGCCCUUUAUUACACUGUCCCUCCAACCCCCUUAUCUUUGUACGACUUUAUUUGACGGAAAUCUUGUUAGCCCACAAGUGAUUAAAUGAGAACAGUGAUAUGAAAUGAGAACUGCUAUGAAAACGUUUUUCCUGUGACGGGGUUUGCCGAAGUUUAAAAUACAGGGAUACACCUAAUACAAGACACUCAUGUAUUCAACUGCUCACCCCAGGUCAGUAUUCCAGCUUUACUGUAAACUGCUAUCCUACAAAAUCCACACUAAGGUGAAAUACUUGGCUACAUGUACUGUAAAUAUUGCACUUGCUGUA
Messenger RNA from Mobula hypostoma (lesser devil ray), 6378 nucleotides. It is a transcript of the gene washc4, whose product is annotated as WASH complex subunit 4. The record is from RefSeq and is a predicted model, not a curated record. Gene Ontology annotation, biological process: endosome organization; endosomal transport. The transcript has 34 exons. Bases 41 to 3559 code for a protein of 1172 amino acids. Gene Ontology annotation, cellular component: WASH complex; endosome. Lineage: Eukaryota; Metazoa; Chordata; Chondrichthyes; Myliobatiformes; Myliobatidae.